UAUUAUUAUGUGUGUGUUUGUUUUUAAGUAAUAUUUGAUUCCUACGUUUUAAGUUAAUUGAAAAAUAAUAUACUAUAAUGGCACCUAGAGAAACACCUAAAGCCACGCCAAAAGUGCAGCGUAAAAUUAUAAAAACUACAAGAUCAAAAGCGUCUCCAAUGUCUUCUAUUAAAAAAACAGUAACAUCUGCAAAAACCCCCGAGACAAAACGUAAAGUUACUAAUAGCACUAUUCAGUGUAGAACUCGAACGAGUACAGUUCCAAAGAUGUCGACGCCAAAACCAAAGGAACAGAAGGCUUCCCAGCUACCUGGAAGUGUGACUAAGAGUGCUAAAAAGGCGUCCUGGAAUCGAAGACCGAAGCCAGCUCAUUCUGGAGUACCAGUCCCUGAAAAAAUGAAAAAAUUACUCGAAAAACAGUUACAAGACGCAGACUGUAGUUUAUGAGUAUGCAGCAAAAAAUGUUUAUCAUAACAUUCUGCAAUAUAUUUUUUAAAUUUAAUUCGACAUGUGUUGAAUAUGACAUGAUUUUCAUUCAUUUUAGUUUAUAGUAAAGUAUUAUGACUUUUUUAAUUAAAAGUUAGUUUGUAAUAAGUUUUAGAUUCUUAUAUUUGUACUCUCUAUUUUUAUUCUUCAAAAAAAACUUUCAAAAUACUAUAAGUUCACGCAUAUAGUACAAGUAAUUAUUACAUUAAAACUAUAUCAUCUCUUAUAUUUAAGUAACUUUUGAUUUGACAUAAUAUUACAAGUAUCUUGCAUUUAGCAAGAUAUACUUUGUGAGGUGUUGAAAAAUUGAUUGUAUUUACAAUUUUUAAAUACAUAAAUAACUUAGGCUCAACUAUCAUCUCAGUGUUAUGAUAAUUUUUGAGAAUAAUGUUAUCAUAAAUAAACUAAUUAUACUUUUUAAAAUAGUUUAAAUUUUGUUGCUAAUAAAAUGACAUCCUUCUCCUACUUGGGGAAAAAAGGGCCUAUAGCCAGCAGUGGGAUAUUACAGGCUGAAGUGAAAUUGACAUUUGAUUACUGAUUGACUGUAGAUUGUACUAUAUUAUCUUACCUUCGUUUGUGCCAUUUUAUUAAAUAAAAGAAUUAAAAAAUG
Melitaea cinxia (Glanville fritillary) is the source of this 1095-nucleotide messenger RNA. RefSeq lists its product as uncharacterized. Bases 78 to 446 code for a protein of 122 amino acids. The record is from RefSeq and is a predicted model, not a curated record. Lineage: Eukaryota; Metazoa; Arthropoda; Insecta; Lepidoptera; Nymphalidae. The transcript is spliced from 2 exons.